AGAGACUUUAAGACUUAAAUGAGAUUUGCCAACUCUACUGGAGUAAACAUGGCUACAACUAUUAAAGAGGAGGAUCAUCCGAGAACAAGAGAGAAUGAAGGAAUCGGCUCAAAUGUCAGUGUUACUACGGAGUACUGUGCAAAGUUACAGGAGUGGAUGUGGCAGUAUUAUUGUGGAUAUGCGAGCUGGCAAAACUGGUUGUUCAUGUCGACGUUUCCUUUCCCUCCGACCCACCCGCUGCAGUUAGGAAACCAGGCAUCAACUAGCACACCUUUCUCGACACCCACCCCGACACCUUCAGAUAUCGCUAACUGGUAUAAUCAGUUCGCCGUUCCCGUUCCCACUUAUACCAACACAGGUCCUCAGCCAGGGCACGAAUCCCCUGGGACGGCAGUGUCAAAUGAUGCGGUACAAGCGCAAACGAAUGGAAAUGCAGCGCCAGCAGGCAGAGAAUAUACCAUCCCUUCCCCAUUACAUAGAUUUCUUGCAGAGACAGUGGAUUUCUUCAUCCUGUUUUGUAUUAAGGCAACCAUAGUCCUGUGGGUUAUGCACUUAAGUGGUAUGAAGGACAUAUCUAAAUUUGUGAUGCACUUUAUAGUAGAGGAAAUAGAUGAGAAUACAUCCAUGGAGGACCUGCAGAAGAUGAUGGCUGUGGCUUUGGUGUACAGGGUACUGGUGUGUUUCUAUGAGAUCAUCUGUAUUUGGGGUGCUGGAGGCGCCACUCCGGGAAAGUUUCUGCUUGGCCUACGAGUUGUCACCUGUGACAAUGCCGUCUUGGUACGACCAAGCCGCGUUUUAGUGGUGCCAGCCACCAAUGUCUCCCUAUCAGCCUCCACAGUACGGGCCUUAAACAAGAACUUCUCCAUUGCUUUCCUCUUCCCUGUCUUCAUCACGUUGUUGUUCUUCCAACAUAACCGAACAGUGUAUGACAUUGUGGCUGGAACCAUCGUGGUUAAACGUAGGGGUGCCAGAUGACGGGUUCUCAGGUUCAUGCAACCACUUUGUCUAAGAGUCCACAGCUGGGAGACACCAUUGUUCUGCUGCCUGACAAAGCCUUGACCAAUAGACAGUUCAUUUAUCUUAUUUGAAUUUUGAUGACUAAAUGACACUUUUUGUUUUUGCAUUAUUUCUUGGUCAAG
Messenger RNA from Chanos chanos (milkfish), 1139 nucleotides. RefSeq names its product family with sequence similarity 8 member A1a (gene fam8a1a). The transcript has 5 exons. NCBI's taxonomy places the organism in Eukaryota, Metazoa, Chordata, Actinopteri, Gonorynchiformes, Chanidae. The record is from RefSeq and is a predicted model, not a curated record. Bases 19 to 975 code for a protein of 318 amino acids.